Molecule: messenger RNA, 2053 nt
Organism: Pelmatolapia mariae (spotted tilapia)
Lineage: Eukaryota; Metazoa; Chordata; Actinopteri; Cichliformes; Cichlidae
Gene: emc9
Product: ER membrane protein complex subunit 9
Exons: 6
Coding region: 161-778 (205 amino acids)
Cellular component (GO): EMC complex
Source: RefSeq, a predicted model, not a curated record
CCAAAAGCAGCCGUUCAGACGCUCUUCAUCUAUCUGUCAAGUGAAUUGGGUUUGUUUUUUAAAAGCCCGUGUCAACAGUUGCGUGCAAAGCCUAAUUUAAUAUUUCCAGUUUGAAGCUGUAGAGUUUGGUGUUUACUAAUAUUCCCACUCAGCGGACACUAUGGGCGAGGUGGAGCUGUCCUGUCGCGCUUACGUGAAGAUGUACCUGCACGCCUGCCUCUUUCCUCGCUGUAGCAUCAAUGGCCUGCUGUUGUCGUCCAGCCCGACAGGUGGCGCUGUUUGCGUGACUGACUGUGUCCCGUUGCUUCACUCCCACCUGCCCCUGGCUCCUAUCACCCAGCUGGCCCUUACACAGGUGGAUGUUUGGUGUUCACAGACUCAGCAGAGGAUAGUGGGAUAUUACCAAGCCAACGCCUGCGUGUCUGAUAACAGCCCGACACCGUGUGCGCUGAAGAUCGCCGAUAAGAUUGCAGAGCAGUUUGACAAUGCAGUUUUAUUAAUGCUUGAUGGCAGUAAGAUGUCUCCAGACUAUCGGGUUCCUCCCAUCGUGAUGUACGAGCGCAAAGAUUCGAGAUGGAUACUCAAAGACAAACACACGAUAAUGCUGAGACAGUGGGAGGAGACUCGGGCCAUAGCGAGCCAGAUGAUGGAGUCAGGUGAUCACACGCUAUUGGUGGAUUUUGACAGCCACCUGGACGACAUCACAAAAGACUGGACCAAUCAGAAACUUAACACCAAGAUAGAGGAGCUCGCCUCGCCGGCCAACGGAAACAUCUAGACUGAAGAGUAACAUCACUUUUUCUGCACAAAUGUGAUUUUUACAGAACAACGCACACUCGACACCGAGUUUAAGGACACGUUUAUUUUUUCCGAGUGAACAAGGACAUAUAUGCAUAAAUAACAAUAUUUACAUCUCACUAGUUUCCCGCCCAACCCCAGAGUGUGCCUUGUGGUCCAUCCCAAUACCCUGCUCAUUUAAAGGACACUUCCACCUUAAAGUCCUCCUCUAACACUACUACAACACAUAGAUAUGUUCCCCCUCUUUCCCUUAGUUUAUGCAUUAGUAUGAUUCCAGCAAACAAUACAUGAAACAGGAUGGACAAAAGGACAAAAAUGCCUUACAAUACUAAAAUCCUGCAGUAAAUAUCAAGCUAGAUGAAGCUCAAAAUAUUUGUUUUUCAUUAGGUUUGAUUUAAAAGGAACUCUCAAGUUUGUGUUUUUGACUUUGGGAAGACUUAAAGUAAUAUAUUAAAAAUAAAAUGGGGGGGGGGGAUACAUCCACCCUUUAUUUAACACUGUGCAGAUGUGUUUGUUAAGACUUUAAUGCCUCGUGCGGGCACUUAUACUGUAAAGAACUGGUUAAAUAGAGUUGUGAACUUGAAUGAAAUUACAAAUAUAACAGUUGACCAUUCAAAUAAACUCCCUGUCAAAGUUUAUACUGUUUAGUGUCUUUAUUCUGUGUUGUUACCUUAAAUCCUCAAUUAAAGCGUGUUUUUGCAGCUGUUCUUGUUAUUUGCUGUUCAGCAAAUACCUGCCAAACUUCUGCAGCAGGCGCUACAAAAAUAACAUAUGUGUCUAGAGGAAAUUUCUUCUAAAUCAUAUUAACUUCAGGAAAGAGGAACAAUGUGUUGCAAGUUUGGGAAACCUGCCUUACAACGUGUCAAACUGAGGCUGCCUUACACUCUCAAUAAGCCAAAUAUUCAGAGCUUCUCCUCCCUGUGUUCACUGCAGAACUUUUGUAUUGAAAUGUGUGUUUUGUGUGUUUUGUUCGUCCUUCACAAACCCCCAAAGAAAAGCUGCAAUAGAGUCUGAAAGUUUAACUGUUAACAGGCAUUCAAAAUGAUUAAAACGGUGCAGCUGUCUAACAGCACACUCAUGUAAAUCGGGCAAGUUUCUCACAGUAAAUGGUUAAAAAAUAAAUGCGCUGAAUGUGAUAUUCCUGACUGACCUGCUCCAGGGUGACACGCUCCUUUCUCAUCUCCAGUUUCAGUUUUUGUCUAUUAAAAGACGACCAUUUAAGACACAUUUGUAAAAAAAAAAAAAAAAAAGAGUA